Molecule: messenger RNA, 3820 nt
Organism: Hippocampus zosterae (dwarf seahorse)
Lineage: Eukaryota; Metazoa; Chordata; Actinopteri; Syngnathiformes; Syngnathidae
Product: transcription factor 12-like
Exons: 12
Coding region: 153-1643 (496 amino acids)
Biological process (GO): regulation of transcription by RNA polymerase II
Cellular component (GO): transcription regulator complex
Molecular function (GO): RNA polymerase II cis-regulatory region sequence-specific DNA binding; protein dimerization activity; DNA-binding transcription factor activity, RNA polymerase II-specific
Source: RefSeq, a predicted model, not a curated record
CUUAUUUGCAUACGUCGUCUGUGGGUAGCUGCACGACCAGCAGGGGUAGAUUAGGCGAGGGAAGUGCCAAGAGGACCGUAUACACAUGAGUCGAGUCACCGACGGACGAAACUGACACUGUGUGGACUGUACUGUGAAAAAGCAGCAGAGUUAUGUACUGUGCUCAUCCGGUCUCAGGCGCGGGAAGCAACUCACUGAUGUAUUGCUACAACAUGAAGCCCACUUAUGGGCAGUCCCCGGGUAGUGACGACUUCAGCCAGAACUCAUCCUUACAUCCGUCUAGCAAGGCCUCCAGCAAUGUGUUUGCCAGCACUUUUUUGGAGGGCACAAGCAAUUUUCCUGACAUCUGGAGUGCAGUAAACGGACUGAACCAGCAUGGCUAUGAAGGUGCACUGGGAGUAACCAGCAGCCACCAAACGCAGGCGGGGAACUACAGCAGUCUGCAGCCGCACGGCCACCUGGACUACUCUCCACACUCGGUGAUUGCAACAGACAUGAACAGAGGUCUUCCUCCCAUGUCCACAUUUCACCACAACAAUGCAUCAUCACAUGCUCCGUCGAUCAACACAACAGACAAUUCCACAGUCUCAGGAAACCACACAAAUGUGCCAGGAGGCUCACAGACUGGCGAUACAUUGGGCAAAGCGCUGGCGUCUAUUUAUUCCCCCGAUCGCACCAGCAGCAGCUUCCCUUCCAGCUCGUCCACUCCUGUGAGGUCCCCGUCGCCUUUGCCAAACGCCAGUGAACCCGCAGGAACCAAUAUGUGGCCCCGCAACUCUGUACAGACACCUGUGUCGCCACAUUAUGAGUCCUCACUUAUAUCCAUGUCUCAGGUAGAGGACAGACUGGACAGAUUGGACGAUGUCAUCCACGUUUUAAGGAACCACGCCGUCGGUCCCAUGCCCAGCCUGCCCGCUGACAUCCACAGCCUGCUGAACCAGAACCUCCUCGGCCGGCCAAACCCUGCCAGCACACUCCCGCUCACAUGCCACACCCCAACUAUGGUUGAGGCUGUCACCAUGAACAACAACCAUUCAGCCUUCCAGGGGCGCACACAAAAUGGACACCCGUACCCAGCGAGACAAGGGACCACUCUGGAGCCGAUGUCGGGAGGAUGCAGAGGGAGUUUGGGAAUUCCAGGAAAUGCGGAGCUGAAAAUUGAAAGCAUUGAGAGGGAAGACAUGAUGCACACCAGCCACAGUUCCGACAGUCAAAGGUCAGAUGAGGAGAGUGAACUCAAGACGCAUGGAGACAACGGCACGAGGGACAGUAUCCACGAGGACGAAGAUCUAAGUCCGGAGCAGAAGGCCGAGCGUGAGCGCGAGAGGAGGAUGGCCAAUAACGCUCGGGAGCGUCUGCGCGUACGCGACAUCAACGAGGCGUUCAAGGAGCUGGGUCACAUGUGUCAGCUGCACCUGAAGAGCGAAAAGCCGCAGACCAAGUUGCUGGUGCUGCACCAGGCUGUGGCCGUCAUCCUCAGUCUGGAACAACAAGUCAGAGAGAGGAACCUAAACCCAAAAGCUGCGUGUCUGAGGAGGAGAGAGGAAGAGAAGGUGUCUGCUGUCAUGACUGAUCCGCAGUCCAUGCAUGUCGCAUUUCAUCCAGGUCUUACCGAUCCUGCAAACCCAAUGGGCCAUCUCUGAGGCUCCAAGCGGUCAACAAGUCCAAUUUAGCAAUUUGGACGUCAUGCUUCCAAAUUGAUCUUUAUGAGGAUAUAUUUUUAUUAACAUUUGGUUGUUAACAUAGUCUGAAAGGAGCUCUAAAUUGUGUAUGGGAGGAUAUACCGUAUUGUACACUACACACACACAAAAAAAGUUGGGCAUAAUUGGGUUUUUGGGUUGAAUUUCAAGAUGAAACUAAAAUGCACUUUAGCCUACAGAUGAACGUAACUUGACCUCUAAACAUUUCAAUGCACAUCUCACCAACCAGUGGCAGUCCGAGGUCUCAUCACACUUAGUGAGAGCCCCUUUAGCCACCCCACCACACACACUACCAACACACUGCACACACUGAUGAAUUGAACAUCCAUCCAUUUUCUGUACCGCUUUAUGCUCACAAGGGUUGCGGGCAUGAGUGCCUAUCCCAGCUGUCUUCAGGCAGUAGGCGGGGUGCACCCUGAACUGGUUGCCAUUCAAUCACGGGGCACACACAGAUGAACAACCAUUCACGCUCACAACCACACCUAGGGACAAUUUAGAGUGUUCCAUUAACCUGCAACGCAUGUUUUUGGAAUGUGGGAGGAACCCGGAGUACCCGGAGGAAACCCACGCAGGCACGGGGAGAACAUACAAACUCUACACAGGAAGGCCGGAGCCGGAAUCAAAUCCUACACCUCUACCCUGUGAGGCCGAUGUUCUAACGAGUCAUCCACGUGCCGCCUUGAAUUGAAAACACACUAUUUUAAAUAUGCUGCAUUGGAAACAAGGAAUACAGAAUCAUCAAAAUAUAUUUCGAAUUAAGGAAGCAGAAUUACAAAAACACAAGUAUUGCAUUGUACAAAUGAAAACAAAAAAAACCUAAAGGGAGUCCAACUGCAGUACGUUUGGCUUUGUUUCCUAGCAUGCUUGCUUUCUUUGUUCAGGAUUGCCCGAAUUAAAUUAUUUCAAAAGUGUUGCCGUCUGCAACUCUCCAACAGAGAGCGACUCCAGAUGGGGGGCGCAGAAAGAAAACCACUUCACGCAGAUUUUUUUGUUGUUGUUGUUGGGAAUGCCGCCUUGUGUUGCAACACACAAUUCACAUACCCGGAGCUGCCAGUGACUCUAACUGUUCAAUGCUUUAGUGACUUUUGUCAUUCUGCUUCAUGUUAGACGCACAUGUAAAAAGUACUGAAACAUUUCGAACAGUUGGACAUUGAAAAGUUUAGCGAGGGACAAAAUCAGCUAAAUAAGUUCACAUGUAAAGUGUAUCGUGCAUUUUAGGUUCACCCAAAAUGCUGAAUAUUCUUGCAUUUUUGUGAGUAGUGUAUUGUAUGUGAGUGUAUUUUGAUUAAACCAGUCAAUAAAUACUUAACUCUGGGUCUCUGGCUAAAUGAAGAGCAUCAGAGACUCAUGAUGCAGUUGAAUAAUCAUCCCCUCGCUUUUCCAACACAAUUCUAACUUUGUGCCUAAAAGUUUACUUCUGAAAGACAAAUGCAUUGUAACUUGGAGAUAUUUUGUCCGUUUUUUAUCUGUCCUGUAUGGAUAGAACUCAGUUGUGGCGAGGUGUCAUCUGCACUUUGGCAAACCGUUUGAUAGUAUGUUGUUCAGACAGCAGAUUUAUUUGUUCUGUGGCAUUGUGAGUAUGGAAGUUUCUGUGUGUGUGUGCGUGUGUGCACGCUUGCCUGUGUGUUUUAGGAGUUGGCCCAUUCUGUGAAUGAACACAUCUCCAAGAAUGUUUUAAUUAGCAUCUUAUCUAUUGAAGCUUUUCUUUUAUUUGUAUGUUUAGCACUGUUACGAACAACACUGGUGGGCAAAAACAAAACAUUUGUCACUCACAUAAUUCCUUUUCAGAUCUAGCCAAAUGUGUGCGUGUGUGGGGGGUGGGGGGUUGCAUGUUUAGGACAUUUUUUUCUUCCCCAAGUUAUGCAAGUUAUCUUUUAUACAAAUGUCUGUAAAUGCUUUGGUCACACUUUAUUUUACAAAGGAAACUCUCUGGUGCAGUUUUAGACACAUUUCAUGUUUUGAGCAAUAUGCUUAUGUAGAAUGCUGUUUAUUGCUUUUUUGAACAAAUCUCAAAAAGUCAUUAAAAAGUUCUGCUAUUAUAAAAUGUACAGUUUGUGUACAGUUCAAAGUAGCCUAUUGGCUUGUGUCUGCAUAUAGCAAUACAGUACGUUUUUCUUGUU